GUUUGUUUCUGGCAUGUGAUUAUUGCCUCGCUGGCGAUGCAAAGUGGACUUGGCAAGUUUCGCUCUUGAAUAAUAAAGGAGUUAUCGCUUCCUUUGACUCUGGUCUUUCUCCCUCUGCCCCGUAACUGACACAAUGGAUCACGAGAGGGUCUCUGGUCUGCGUUCUCAUCCUGCGCUGUCGGUAUCGCUCCCUCAUUGUGUCCCGCCCUGCUUGCCAUCUUGUCUCCGUCCUCUCUCAUCUUCUACAACGCCGUCAUCGUCCUCGACGUCUUCGUCCGGGGCGCCUAACGACGCUGAGGACCUUGAAGAUGUGUGUGGUGAUCGCUCCGUCCUUUUGCUGCACCUCUCUCGUGCAGAGAAGACGAGCGGAUUGCCGUCGAGUCCUGCACAUCAUGGUCAUUUUCCUAAUCCUUUCCUCGCUCAAACACCCUUCUUUGGGAACCUCGGCUGCGUCUCCGCUGUUGUUUGGGCGAUUGGCGACGAACCACCAGAGUUGACACCAGAAGCCCUUAGGUUGCACAAGCCUCCGGAAACUCCGGAAUUUCUCAUCACCAAGCGUCUUGUGCGCAUCGGCGGAAGCGAAAUUCCCCCAGGCGUGAGUGACGCUCUGCUGCGCAUGACGCCAGGCGAUCUUGUUCGGGUGUUCAUUCAUCCCGACAAGGGGUUCAAGGAUGUGUAUCCGAGAACGCUUCGGCAAGCAGUAACCGAAGACGACUUUUUUCUUGCCGACAUCUGUCUCCACUAUUGGACUCUCUUCGAGAACCUCACCCCAUCCCCUUUGCUUGCUUCGUGUCCUCUCAACCAGGCGCUUCCUUGGGCGUCGCCACCUCCGCUUGCGCGAUUUGCAUCCUCUCCGGGAUCGUCUCAACUCUGCCGUUCUUCCCCUUCUUCAACAGCCCCCGUCAGGGAAGCCGGCGAGAAUCCGGGGGAAGCAGGGACAGAGCAGCACCGAGUAAAAAGCGGAGACAACGAGGAAGGAGGGAAAGAAGCUGGGGUGGACAUAUAUCCGAAGAACUUGGUCCUUUUUUUUGCCUACGACCGAUUGAAACGGGACAAUUGCAAGACGAACAUCUGGCGAGAUGCGGCAUCGAACAUUUCGUUCUCUUAUCACACCUUCACUGGGCCUUCUGCAACAGACUCCCUCGACCUCGCGCGUGUUCAGGUUGCGUAUGCUCUUCCGCGUCCUCAUAGCCGGUCUUCAUCUUGUUCGCCUUCACCUCCUCCCUCGCCGGCUCCCGCUACUGCUCCUCGCCACCCUGACGCCACCAGCCCUGGACGCACAUCUCCUGUUUCGUCUCCACCCUCUUCAACCCGGUCUCCUGCCUUGUUUCAUGCGUCUGCAACAACCUUGGAAGAAGACGAAACCACCCCAGAAGUGUUUGAGUUUCUCCUCGACGAAGAGGAAGCCCCUUACCGCGGGAUUGAAAUCCUCGUCAGGAGCCUGCGCGUUGGUCAAGCCGGAGACGCUUGGCUCUCUGGUCAGUUUGCUGAACCCGGGGAAAUGGCGGGGAACGGACAGAAGGAAGGGAGAGCGAGCAACUGCGAGGGAGAAAGGAGCGAAAUUGCUGGAGACGAGGGAGUGAGGAGGGCAGAAGAUCAACAAGGAGACAGAGACAGAGCACGGGAAGUGAGUGAGAAAGAUGGUCAAGAACGAGAAACGACAGCUGCUGGGCAGCACGGAGAAGCUGCUGUGGACCACCGAAACCAGGAAGCAGGGUACGCCGAAAAGAGUGGCGACAAAGCUGGAUCUUCCUGUGCAGAACAGUCUACAACGAAGAAGCGCGUAGGCAAAGCUGCAUAUGACACAGACCAGGAAAAACUCCCUCAUUUGUCCGCUGCGAGCGGUGGACCAUCAACAGCCGGCUGUCCGGUGCAGAUCGCCCCGGGAGAAAAACGAGCACACAAACAGGAAGACGACGCUGAGUCACAUGGGUGUAACGCCAGUGAACGACAGGGUGAAGAUGAAGAAGAAACUGGAAAAACAACGGACGAUGCUGAAGCGCAAAAAUCAACAGAUGGCUCUCCUCAAUGCUGUCGACUUCUCCGAGGCUUUGUGGUGCGAGGCGUCUAUCCACUCCCCGAGCCUCACCACCUGGCCACGCCAGAAAAGAAAAUUUCGAUGGCGAAAUUCAUUCGUGAAAACGGAAAUGGCUGGUUUAGAAAACGCGAUUUUCCGCGCGCUCUCCGAAGAUACCUCAUGGUACGCUCAAGGGAUAUUACUAUAUUGUCGUCGCUGCUAUAUUUGUACGCAGGCACAUUCAAAAAUACAGACACAUACUUGUAAACACUGAAACUUCCGGUGGAUAUGUUGGCAGUGAGUUGGAUCCCCAUUUGUGAACGAAGAAAGUCCUCAAGGAGGAUCCCGUAAAUGUCAAAGGUCUGUGGCGGCUCUCUGUCGCAUUAGCAGGACAGGAAGACUAUUUGGAAGCCGAGAAGAUUGCUCGUCAGGCUCUUACUGUCCAACCUCAGAGCUCGGAGAUACUGCAGUGGCUCAAGUGCUUGAAGAGACGAGGAAAAGUACAAGACGAACGGCUGCUUGGGGGUUUCAAAGGCAUCUUCUGUUCGUCCGAGAAAGGUGAAAUAGAGGCAACCAACUAGGCGUAAGACUCCGCCAUGUCCCUUUCGCCAAGUCCCUAAUGAAAGCCUGAACUUUUGCUGUUACUGAGAGGAAGUGUGACAAAGCGCUUGUUUGAGCGUGCCAUGAUAUGGAGACAUUUUUUGAGAAAGAGAGGAACACAUGUGAUGUUCGUGCAGUUGGUGCUGGUCUCACAGUCUGGUAAUUAGGAUGCUUAAGGUCCUACUACUGGAGCCGAGUUACGGCCACUGCACCGGUUCAAACCAACGCCAUUUAACACUGAUAGGCUGUGUUGACCGUUUAAUACUCUUCACAGCUUAUCUGUUCCUGCGUUUUGCGAAUGAGGAUUGUAUGAGGACAGCUGAAGCUAGACUCCUGGCAACGUGCACGAAUGUCGCGCGCUCUCGUGUAACCAACUAAAACAGAUUCGCUUGUCAAAAAUUAAUUCGAGUAACGCGUAUUGAAAUGCACGUGAAUUUGAACAAAUGAAUCACAAACAUCUCGACGACUCGUGCCAAGGCAUACCGACAUCC
This is a messenger RNA of Toxoplasma gondii ME49, 3108 nucleotides long. RefSeq lists its product as hypothetical. Bases 134 to 2284 code for a protein of 716 amino acids. NCBI's taxonomy places the organism in Eukaryota, Apicomplexa, Conoidasida, Eucoccidiorida, Sarcocystidae. The record is from RefSeq and is a predicted model, not a curated record. The transcript is spliced from 4 exons.